AUGUUAGCGGUGGGGCAGAUGGAUGCUAAUCGCCAGAGUGCGUUCGUCCUCAGCAGUACGCCGCUGGCCGCGCUGCACAACAUGGCCGAGAUGAAGACCUCCCUCUUCCCCUACGCCCUGCAGAACCCCUCCGGCUUCAAGGCGCCGGCCCUGGGCGGACUCAACACGCAGCUGCCCUUGGGGACGCCGCAUGGAAUAAGCGACAUCCUGGGGCGGCCCGUGGGAUCCGCCAGCAACCUGCUCGGCGGGCUGCCCCGCAUCAACGGGCUGGCGGCCUCGGCCGGGAUGUACUUCAACCCCGCCGCCGUCUCCCGUUACCCGAAGCCGCUGGCGGAGCUGCCGGGGCGGCCGCCCAUUUUCUGGCCGGGAGUGGUGCAGGGCUCUCCCUGGAGGGACCCCCGGCUCGCCUGUCCCGCUCAGACAGGGAUGGUUUUGGACAAGGACGGCAAGAAGAAACACUCGCGACCGACUUUCUCUGGGCAACAGAUUUUUGCUUUGGAGAAGACCUUCGAACAGACGAAAUACUUGGCAGGACCGGAGAGAGCCCGCCUCGCCUACUCGUUGGGGAUGACCGAGAGCCAAGUCAAGGUCUGGUUCCAGAACAGACGGACCAAGUGGCGGAAGCGGCACGCGGCAGAGAUGGCCUCGGCGAAGAAGAAGCACGACUCGGAGACGGAGAAGCUGAAGGAGAGCUCGGACAAUGAGGACGAUGACGAGUACAACAAGCCCCUGGACCCCAACUCAGACGACGAAAAAAUCACGAGGCUAUUGAAAAAGCACAAACCCACGAACCUGUCCCUCGUCAGCCCCUGCAGCACCAGCUCGGACACCUUGUGA
Messenger RNA from Indicator indicator, 837 nucleotides. RefSeq names its product NK6 homeobox 2 (gene NKX6-2). The record is from RefSeq and is a predicted model, not a curated record. Gene Ontology annotation, molecular function: RNA polymerase II cis-regulatory region sequence-specific DNA binding; DNA-binding transcription factor activity, RNA polymerase II-specific. Gene Ontology annotation, cellular component: nucleus. The transcript is spliced from 3 exons. Gene Ontology annotation, biological process: regulation of transcription by RNA polymerase II; cell differentiation. Lineage: Eukaryota; Metazoa; Chordata; Aves; Piciformes; Indicatoridae. The coding region runs from base 1 to 837 and encodes 278 amino acids.